UGGGCAAUGGGGUGGAAAGAGGAAGAACGGGCAAGGCAGAGCGUAAACUCUUCUCCACUGAUUUAAAUCUUUGCAACCCAUCAUUCAGCUUCAAGUCUCUCACAAAGGGAAAAGAAAUACGGUUUCUUUUUUAAAGUGGGAGUUAUUCCCACUUUAUUCCUUCUGCCAUCCCUCUGAUUGUUAGGACGUUGUUUUUCUUAUGGGUUUUCUUGCCAAUCUUGUUUAAUUGGAGGGAUCGCUUUCCUAAAGUCGGAUUGCUUUGGAAAAGUUUGCUGUGUUCGUCCGCAGUUUUUAGAAAUCGCUAGCCAGGCAUAAAUAGAUCAUCUUCCUGAAGAUACUCUUAGUGGUGCUAUUGCAGCUCCAAACCGGUAGUAAAACCGGCGGGAGGCUCUGCCCACCCAGCACGACAUCAUUGGUGAUCUGCGCGUGAUCCCGCUGCGAACCGGUAGUAAAGAGUUCAUAAACACGGAAAAAUGGGUAGAAAGGAUGCCUCUUCUGCAAAAAUACCUAUGGAUCAGUACAGAAAACAAAUAGGAAAACAAGAUUAUAAGAAAAACAAACCAAUGUUAAAAGCAGCAAGACUGAAAGCAGAGGCCAAAAAAACUGCACCAGGCAUAAAGGAAGUCAGCCUUAUCCUUGUGGCUAUAUUGGUAUUUUUAUUGGCAUGUUAUGCUUUCUUUUAUUUUAAUCUUUCUGAAGAAGACGACCUAGGUCUGGAAAAGGAUGGAAAUUAGCCAAAUUGUUUUUGAAGAUUUCUUCUAGAAAAGCAUUACUCUUGUCGACUUCAGCCAUGAACAGCUGCUCGUCAUGAAAGUGGACAAAAUGGGAAUCAGUUCCUGCAAAUCUGAAAUUAAUAAUACACUUGAGACUAUCUCAGCCAGUCUUAUGGAUAUUAAUGAGAUUCUUCUCCUUUUCAAACUGUAGUUUAUUGGCUAAAGUUGACCUUUUUCCUCCUUUCUUUUUUAAGCUGGAAAUAUUUCAUUCCAGAAAACAAUUUUCUAUAUUCAUUAGUGUUAUUAUGUGGGUGAAAAGAAUUAGAUUUCCUUAGAGCUUGGCAAACAAAUACAAAUUACAGAUAUGACUCAAACACAAACUAAUAUAAUCUGUGAAAUCUGUACACAUAUUUCUAUUACUUCCAGGUUGGACUAAUUGUUGUGAGUGAUUCGGCACGUUUUUAAUUCUUAUCUCCAACACAAAAAGAAUUUAUGUGUGCUGAAUGUAUGUAAGUCAUGCAUGAUAUUUUUUGGAUUAAAAACUGUAUAUAGCUGGUCCUUGAUUUACGAUUGUAAUUGAGCACAGAAUUAGAGUCGUAAGUCAUGCCACUUUUUAAGGGGUCACUAUAUGACUACACCCAAUGUUAUGACUGUUUUUGCAGGUGCCGUUAAGUGAAUGCUGCUGUUGUUAAACAAACCUAUUAUACCCAAUGGGCACUUUUUGCUAGAAACCAGUUUCUAGCAAAAUGCCAGUUUAAAUGCUGGUUUCAAGCUAAAAACAUAAAUCGCCAUGUGAUUCGUGAUGUAACUAUGGGAUGCUGCACAUGCAGGCCAGUCACCCAGAACCAAAAUGUGAUCAUAUGACCGAUUGGGGCGGCCAUUGGAACUGCAAAACUGGAUCAUAAGACAUGCUGAGGAAGUCCAUCAUAGCAAUAGCACUUAGACUUAUAUACCACUUCACAUUUCUUUACAACCGCUCUCUAAGUGGUUUACAGAGUCAGCAUAUUGCCCCCAACCUGCUAGGUCUUCAUUUUAUUUAUUUAUUUUAUUUUUAUUUUAUUGGAUUUCUAUACCGCCCUUCUCCCGAAGGACUCAGGGCGGUGAACAGCCACAAUAAAACACAUAAAUGCAAAAAUUUAAAAUAGAAUAAAAACAAAUUAAAUAAUUUGGCUGAAACAAAUUUAAAAUACUUGAUAAUUUAAAAACAAAUUAAAAUUUACAUUUAAAAGGGGAGAAGAUUUAGGCCAGGCCAGCUUGAUGAAAUAAGAGAGUCUUGAGCGCGCGACGGAAGGUGCGCAGAUCCGGGAUCUUCCGUAUCUCCGGGGCGAGCUCGUUCCAGAUCGUAGGUGCUCCCACAGAGAAGGCUCUCCCCCUAAGGGCCGCCAGUCGACAUUGUUUGGCCAACGGCACCCGGAGGAGCCCCUCUCUCUGGGAGCGUACUGGCCAGUGGGAGGCUAUUGGUGGUAGCAGGCGGUCCCGUAGAUAACCAGGUCUUAAGCCAUGGAGCGCUUUAAAGGUGAUGACCAAAACCUUGAAGCGCACCCAGAAGACCAUCGGGAGCCAGUGCAGCUUGUGCAGGAGAGGUGUUACAUGGGAACUCCACAUCGCUCUCAUAAUCACCCGCGCGGCCGCACUCUGUGCCAGUUGGAGCCUCUGAGUGCACCUCAAGGGGAGCACCAUGUAGAGAGUGUUACAAUAGUCCAGACGAGAGGUGAUGAGGGCAUGAGUGACUGUGCGUAGGGAGUCCCGAUCUAGAAAGGGACCUUUUACCGAUCUUGGAAGGAUGGAAGGCGGAGUCAGCCUUGAGGCGAUCAGGAUUAAACCCCUGGUAGUCAGGAUUAGCCUGCAGUAAUGCAUUCUAACCACUGCACUACCACGGCUGAUCAUCAUAACUUCUAAUGGUCAUUUAAUGACCAGUCAUAAGUUGAGGACUACCUGUAGCAUACUUCGUUUUAUAAGUUAAAUUGAUUUGCCGGGAAGUGAGCGUCUUAUGCACAGUUCUAUCAUUACAACAUUAUAAGGGCUUCCUCUUUGUACCAUAGGACCAAUGUAUCAAAACCAUAUUUCAUAUACUUUUGAUUUUAAUAGGACAGAAAAUCACAUGCCUACGUUCCCCUUCAUUUGAAUCUUUUAAAAGUUUAUUUUUUGUAGUACGCAAUAAUUGAUGUUAAUAUUAUGUAAAAAACCUGCAUAUUAGCCCUGUAGCAAAGCCCUAGAAAGCAAAAAUUUUCACAGUAGGUCUAUUAGGAGUAGAAUACAGAGCACAGUCUAAUUCAAAUAAAAGGCCUUUGACUUAAGUGGAAACCACUGAAAUACGCAUGUUCAAAAAUUCUACCAAGCUGGUUGCACCUCUGCAAGUGCAGAUGUCAACAAAGUACUUUUUAUUUAUGUAUUUUAAAAACAAUUUCCAAUGGCUACCUUGACUUCAAAGUUUCUUUUAGAAAAAACAACAACUGGGGAUUCUAUUAGAAUAAUAGUUACAUUAAACCAAAACCAAGAAGAUCUCAGAGAUGUGUGAUAUAUUUAAAUGUAUUUCCAAACACCAAAUUAAACAAUGUUUGAAUACUGCUGUUUGUGAGAAAAACCAGAAUCAAUAACAAGGGAAAGUUAUCCCAAACCCUCUAAUAAAAAUGGAAUGGGUACUAUGCAAUAUGGUCUCACAGAAAGGGCAACCUCAAGCUACCAUUGACUCAUGUUCUACUACAUCUUUUUAUGGAAAGUAAAAAGUUUCACCGUAGUAAGAAAUAAAACCUUUGUGUUUUCAAGAGAAGCUGAAAGAAGAGAUCAAAUGGUCAUGUAUUACUCAUUUUUAAUUUCAACAUAUCUAUAUGGGGGCUACAUCAAAUCUCUCUGCUCAGGAAAAAAAAAAUCAUUCCCAUCUCAUCACCACUUCGGCGCAAAUUUAUUUUCAGCAUUCUCCUGACUCCUUUAUAGCUGGGUAUCAGCAGUCAUAUUUUUUGUGUAUUGCCAACUGUUCAGAGCACAUGUGUUCUGUCAGAAAUGGCACCUGGAUGAUAGAAACACUAGGAUUCACAUAUGCUCUGAAGCAAAGUUCCUUCCUCUUGGGCUAACUGAAAGCAUGUAAAUAGAAAGUUCACUCAGUGUUGAUUUUAAUUAGUACAGUGCUUCAUUAACAUAAAGAUGAAAAUUCUGUUUUAAUCGUAUCAUGCAAUAUCAGCAAGAAAUACAAAAUAUAUGGUAGCUUUAAAACAGUUUUCAUCUCAGUAUUGGCUCUGAAAUCUUUCUUGUACAGAAAACAACAGUAGAGUUUCUUUAUACUUUAUUGAAAGAUAUUAUUCUAGUUAUGUUAUAUCACGGCUGCCCCCUCUUCCUAACCUUCAUUACAAAGAAAUAUUAUUUUAAAAUAUAUAUGAACAAAGUAUUUGAUUGGUAUUUUUCUGUUCAGAAAUGUUGGCUACAAAGAUUAUAAUGAGGUCCACAAACACGGAUGCUUACACUAACCAUAUAGCAUUGGGGUGCUAACAUGACCCUAAUUAUUGAUCAGAAUUAGGAAGUUUAGUAAAUAAGGUUUCAGUUGGACUUCGUUUAUUAGCAUGGGAUCACAAUACUUCUUAGUUCUAUCCACAAGCUAAUUUGAGAGAACGCUGAUUAUUCCAAACUGAAAGCAACUACUUUAAACAGUAAAAAUGUGUGGAGUAUAUAUGUAGAUUUGCACAAUCAUGAAAAAUUGUUAUGAUUAAGCAAAUGAUAAUACAGUUCUUUGAGACAGAAAAAAAAAUUAUAGUAUUGGAAAUGUUUCUCUGAUACCUUGCUAAUAAAUUCUGAUAUUAUGGAGAAUGAACACUUGAAUUCAUUCUAGUAAAUCAGUUGACUGGCAAAUGUUCCCUCUCAUUGAAGGGGCCACUUUUAUCACUAUGCAAUCAUGACCUCCACCUUGCACAGUCUCUGCCUUUUGUAAGGCAAUUUACAGUGAUUAGGCUACAUAAUUGAUCACUUUCUAUGGUCAAGGAGGGAUAUGUAUUUCUAUAUGUGUCCAUUACCACUGGUCUGCGAGUUUAUAUGAUUGGGCCCCAGUUGGAUAUGAUCAUUUUUUAAUGCAAAUCUUAUUUAAUGUAAUUCAGAAUUCCAUGUGUUGUAUAGUAAAUGCAUUUUAUAUAUACAUCUUUUUAUGAAAAGACGUAAACAAUUUCACAUAGCACACCAGUAUACUAACAACAGCUUCUCCUCAUGUUUAUUAAAAAUCCAAAUUGGUGAGGAAACAGCCAAAAUGUUAGGUGCUAGUAUUUCUCAAACAGAUGUCUCAGCAUAAUUUUGUCACGUGGUUGGAAGAAUAAACAUGCAUAAUUCUGAAUUACUACGCUGUAGGUGCCAUUUAUUUGUUUAUUUUAAUAGUUUCCAGUUCUGUAAAUAUCAAUAGCAGAUUUUGCCAGUUUUUGGAAGCGAUAGCAGCCCUGCCCUAUAAUUACUGGGAUGAAACAAGUAGCUAAGAAUUUCAUAAGAACUCACAUAAGCUAAAUGUUGGAAUUACUAUAUAAUUUCACUACAUUUCGUUUGCCAAUUUAAAGACUAUAUAUGCCAUUGUUAAAAAUACCAGAUUACUCUCGCUAACAUAUUCUGUACUUUCUACUUUUUAAAAAAAUAAUCUCGGGAUUCAAGAAUAAAGAAUAAAGAUGAAGAUAAAGAUACUUUUUCCAAGUCUACUAAUUAGCAUAUGGAAUUUAUUAGUAAUAUAAACCUGUUUGCUGAAGGUAUUUGGUAGAAUGCGAUUUUAAACAAUUCAACAGUCAGCUUUGGCUAAAUCUACCUGGCAAAAGUGAUGAAGACCAAGUUUGUAAAUAAAGCUAUCAAUCUUGAUCAAACUUGCUACAACUAAUUUUUCAGAUUUGUACUAAAAAUAUUAAAAAGAAUUGAGCUUGACUCCUGGUGA
This is a messenger RNA of Pantherophis guttatus, 5601 nucleotides long. It is a transcript of the gene TRIQK, whose product is annotated as triple QxxK/R motif containing. Lineage: Eukaryota; Metazoa; Chordata; Lepidosauria; Squamata; Colubridae. The record is from RefSeq and is a predicted model, not a curated record. Gene Ontology annotation, cellular component: endoplasmic reticulum membrane.